UUGACCUUGUUUUAUCUCUAGGUAUACAUACUUUUAAAGGCCAGUACUUUCAUAGCCGACAGUAUAAAUAUCCAGACAUGUUUAAGGAUAAGAGAGUCCUUGUGGUUGGAAUGGGAAAUUCCGGCACAGACAUUGCUGUGGAGGCCAGCCACCUGGCAAAGAAGGUGUUCCUCAGCACCACCGGAGGGGCAUGGGUGAUGAGCAGAAUCUCGGACUCAGGGAACCCGAUGGACAUGGUGUUCACAACACGAUUUCACAACAUGUUCAGAAAUGCUCUCCCAACUCCAAUUGUGAGUUGGUUGCUGGCAAGAAAGAUGAACAGCUGGUUCGAUCAUGUGAAUUAUGGCUUAGCACCAGACGACAGGGUGCAGUUAAGAGAGCCCGUGAUCAACGACGACCUCCCGGGCUGCAUCAUCACUGGCAAGGUGCAGAUCAAGCCCAGCAUAAAAGAGGUGAAGGAAAACUCCGUGCUCUUCAGCAACACCCCAAAGGAGGAGCCCGUUGACAUCAUCGUCUUUGCCACUGGGUACACCUUUGCUUUCCCCUUCCUCGAUGAAUCUGUUGUGAAAGUUGAAGGUGGCCAGGCAUCUCUGUACAAGUUUGUCUUCCCUGCGCACCUGCAAAAGCCAACCCUGGCUGUGAUUGGCCUCAUCAAGCCCUUCGGCUCCAUGAUACCCACAGGAGAGGUACAAGCUCGAUGGGUGGUCCAAGUCCUGAAAGGUCUGCAUACGUUGCCGCCACCUAGCGUCAGGAUAGAGGAAGUGGAGAAAAGGAAACAGAAGAAGCCCAGUGGGUUCGGUUUGCACUUCUGCAAGCCUUUACAUUCGGAUUACAUUGAAUACGUGGACGAGCUCCUGACCUAUAUCAAUGCAAAGCCCAACCUCUUCUCUCUGCUCCUGACCGACCCACGCCUGGCCUUGGCCAUCUUCUUUGGUCCCUGCUCACCAUACCAGUUCCGCCUGACAGGCCCAGGAAAAUGGCAAGGAGCCAGAAACACCAUCCUGACACAGUGGGACCGAACCCUCAAGGCCACCAAAACUCGAACUGCACGAGAAUCCCCGUCUUCCUUUGAAAGUCUGUUUAAACUCAUUAGUUUGCUGGCUUUCCUUGUUGUUAUUUUCCUGAUUUUUCUAUAAGGAAAAGAUCUUCCAAAAGGCUCUUCCGAUGCAUAGAGUAGAUUACAGCUUUUGACUCCUCCCUUACAGUGACACUGCCUUCACAGUUAGAAGCCACAGUUACAUGCUGAAGGCCACCACCCUCCUCCCCAACUGGCUCCAGGGGAGGCUUUGAUACUCCCGAGCCUCUCCCACCUGUUAUGUCUAAAGCUAGAGGGUGAUGCCCAAGACUUCUGUGCGCCUGAAGGCUCUGGGAAGUCCUGAAACAUUUUAGGAAGAGAGCUAUCCUGGGCAGCACACCUAGAGCCAGAGCUGUCCAGCAAAAUCUGUUCCCAAAGACCUCACCCAAGAGCCCAGGCCCACCUCACAAAAGACUGCUUUGCACCCAAAGGAUGCGUUUAUGUGGCUGAAUAAAGACAAAGAAAGAACCCUA
Molecule: messenger RNA, 1548 nt
Organism: Ictidomys tridecemlineatus (thirteen-lined ground squirrel)
Lineage: Eukaryota; Metazoa; Chordata; Mammalia; Rodentia; Sciuridae
Product: flavin-containing monooxygenase 1
Molecular function (GO): flavin adenine dinucleotide binding; N,N-dimethylaniline monooxygenase activity; NADP binding
Source: RefSeq, a predicted model, not a curated record